Daldinia childiae is the source of this 2151-nucleotide messenger RNA. Its product is annotated as putative E3 ubiquitin ligase complex SCF subunit sconB. Gene Ontology annotation, molecular function: protein binding. Bases 1 to 2151 code for a protein of 716 amino acids. Lineage: Eukaryota; Fungi; Ascomycota; Sordariomycetes; Xylariales; Hypoxylaceae. The transcript has 3 exons. The record is from RefSeq and is a predicted model, not a curated record.
AUGGACAGCCUACCGCCAAUACCGAUACCCAACGGCCACGAGUCGACGUCGAGACACGAUGGCCCCAUUUUCCUACCAGACCAUACCACACCGACGAAUCUGAACAAUAUAUCCACCAUCAACCGAUCUCGUCUGCAGAGACAGUCCUUGUCCUCUGUACCAACCGAACAAUCUAAACCGUCAAGGGACAACUGUGAUAGACGAAGACCCGAGGAUACAGAGGACUCCUCCCGACUACCCAAUAUGUCCCAACAACUUAUGGGCCAAUCCGUUACUCCCUUUUUACGGGAACAUAUCCCCGGGCUGUAUGCACCUAUAGGAAAGCCCGAUCUUCCAUCUAUGGCUGCUAUCACGACAAAGGAUCCUAACAGUAAAUAUUGUUACCGACACCGGCCAGAUUCCAAGUGUCGUAGGGCUGCUGACGAGACUAAGAUGGGGUUAAUCCAGAGCGAACUCGAAACACUACCUGCUGCCGAUAGACAGGCUAUUACGAAUGUUUGGUCAUUGUUUUCUGCUGCUCCCUCAAAGCACCGCGAGCUUAUGUUGCAAGGCAUCAUUACUCAGUGUUGCUUUCCUCAACUAUCUACAGUGUCUCGUGAGGUCCACGAACAAUUAAAGAUAGACUUCCUGUCUGCUCUACCAACAGAGCUAUCUCUGAAGAUUCUAUGUUACCUUGAUUGUUCUUCUCUCUGCAAGGCUGCUCAGGUUAGCAGAAGGUGGACCCAGCUAUCUGGAGACGACGUCGUAUGGCACCGUAUGUGUGAGCAACAUAUCGGACGCAAGUGCGAGAAGUGCCAAUGGGGUCUUCCGAGAUUGGAGAAGAAGCGGCUAAAAGAAUGGAAAAUUCAACAUCAAGCAAACCUGAACAACCACCGAACGCUGUUGGCCAAUGGUCAGGAUUCUUCUGUUGUGACGAUCGUCAAGCGUGCCGCGUCCUCCCUAGAGGAUAAAGAAACGGAUUCUUCGAAACGUCAAUGUGUCAAUGGUGUCGGCAACCAAAACAAGCCAACGAGUACCCAGAAGUUUAGGCCGUGGAAAGAUCUAUACCGUGAGAGAUAUCGCGUUGGAUCAAACUGGCGGUAUGGUAGGUGUACCAUUAAAACAUUUGGGGGACAGCACACGAACGGUAUAACUGCUUUGCAAUUCGACGACAACAUGCUUGCUACGGGCUCUUAUGAUUCGAAAAUAAAGCUCUGGGAUAUUGAGAAGGGCGAGGUUAUUCGGACUCUCGAGGGUCAUACGAUGGGAAUUCGAGCCCUCCAGUUCGAUGAUAGGAUGCUUGUUUCCGCAAGUUUAGAUGGUACGGUCAAAAUAUGGAACUGGCGAACGGGUGUUUGUAUCAACACCCUUAACCACCAAGGCGGCGUCAUAACCGUGCAUAUGGAUGGUGGCCUUUUAGCUUCGGGAUCCAUGGACAGGUCGAUCAAAAUAUUCAACUUUAAAACCCAACAGUCAUUUACUCUACGCGGCCACUGCGAUUGGGUAAACCAUGUUCGCAUUGACGCGUCUUCACGUACGCUACUCUCGGCCUCCGACGACUGCACUGUGAAGCUUUGGGAUCUCGAUUCCAAAGUCUGUAUCAAGACAUUCGAGGGUCAUGUCGGACAAGUACAACAAGUUCUUCCGCUUCCGGACGAUUACGAAUUUGAAGAUGAGACGACCCGUGACGGUGAUGCCGUCUCUGUAACCAGCAACCGUAGCAGCACGCCUCCAAACGGUUCGUCUUCUUCGUUUUCGAGCACCCAGGAUGUGGAUGAGGAGCGAGCAAUGUAUGGUCCUAUCUUCCAGAGCGACCCCGACCGACCGCUACCUCCACGCUAUAUGCUUACGGGCUCCCUUGACGCAACUAUGAGGCUCUGGGACACAGCAACAGGGAAAAGCCCCCGAACCUUCUUUGGUCAUGUCGAAGGCAUCUGGGGACUGGCGGCUGACUCUCUGCGAUACGUUACUAGUGCCAAUGACGCUACAGUCAAAGUGUGGGAUUCUCGAACUGGCAAGUGCGAACGAACAUUUACUGGCCAUGCUGGACCAGUAACCUGUGUCGGGCUCAGUGAUAGCCGGAUGGCGAGCGGUGGCGAGGACGGAGAAGUGCGGUUAUAUAGCUUCGAGGGUGAGCCUUCAGAAGUCGAAGAGUUCGGUACCCCUGCUUAA